AUGAACCUUUUUAGAUGGGUUACAAAAUCUGAUCAAACUAAAGGCGGGUCGAAGGAGGCGGAUCGGCCACAAAAAGGUCGAAAGAAGAAGUCAAAGGGAUAUAGACAGCGAUCAUUUGAAGAAGUUUCGAAGAGAUCGAAAACACAAGCAAAUGUUGGGGAAGGCAAAAGUUUAAUGACUGCACCUACAACACAAGGAAGUUCCGAGCCAUUCAGACGACGACUGUCUAAAGCAGCCAGACGUGCACAGGUUAAAGUAUUUGUUGAAGAAACUCUUAAGAAAGGCGUCAAAGGUCUUGUUGCUGAGUUUAGAUCUAUGAAACGAGUGAAUGAUUUCACAAAAAUGACGGAAUUUUUAGCACAAAUUCCUGAAGGACGUAACCGUUAUAAGGAUGUAGGAUGCUUGGAUAACGAUAGAGUGAUUCUAAAUAUUGGCCCAGUUCCAUAUAUACACGCUAAUUACGUAGCUACUCCGAUGAGCCCGAAACGAUUUAUUUGCACUCAGGCGCCAUUACCAAAAACUUGUCCUGAAUUUUGGUAUAUGGUCGUUCAAGAAAAGUCCACUGCCAUCUUAAUGUUGUGUAAUUUUAUCGAGCAGAAAACAAAGAAAUGUGCAGAAUAUUUUCCCAUGGAGCCUGGGGAACCACUUUUCUUUGGAGAAAAUGUUAGCGUUCAACUGAAGAAACAAGAGUUCUUCCCCUUUCCUUUUGAGACGAAAGUGAAAGUAAUGGUCAGAGAGUUGGAAGUGAAAGUCCCCGAUCAACCUGCGCACACUUGCAUGCACUACCACUGGAUGGAUUGGCCGGAUCGUGGAGUACCGGAGGCGGAUCUGGCGCCAAUAUCACUUCUGGCACGAUUGAAGGAAUGCACCACUCCCAUAAUUGUGCAUUGCUCAGCCGGUAUCGGAAGAACUGGAUCCAUAGUGUUGAUAGAACACGCGUUAGAGUUACUUCAUCAACCAGCUCCACUCCUAGAAAUUUCCGGAUAUCUUCUAGAAUUACGAAAACAAAGAAACAAUAGCAUACAGACGGAACAUCAGUAUUUAUAUAUCCAUCAAGUAUUACUCUUGUAUCUAAAGAAGACAAAAUUCCUAGAUGAUAGUUUAACACCAUUCUUGGAUUCGUUUACGGAGGAUUACGUCGCUGCCACAAAAGGAUUUUAA
This is a messenger RNA of Necator americanus (New World hookworm), 1161 nucleotides long. RefSeq lists its product as uncharacterized. Gene Ontology annotation, biological process: protein dephosphorylation. Lineage: Eukaryota; Metazoa; Nematoda; Chromadorea; Rhabditida; Ancylostomatidae. Gene Ontology annotation, molecular function: protein tyrosine phosphatase activity. The transcript has 11 exons. Bases 1 to 1161 code for a protein of 386 amino acids. The record is from RefSeq and is a predicted model, not a curated record.